Molecule: messenger RNA, 714 nt
Organism: Brassica oleracea var. oleracea
Lineage: Eukaryota; Viridiplantae; Streptophyta; Magnoliopsida; Brassicales; Brassicaceae
Product: glutathione S-transferase T2-like
Exons: 3
Coding region: 1-714 (237 amino acids)
Source: RefSeq, a predicted model, not a curated record
AUGGCAUCAUAUUCUCCAGGGUUUGUUAGCCUUUUAACAAGCCAAACCGGAGAAUUUAGCACUCCAGGGUUUGUGAACCUCUCAGGUUCUGAAUCCAUAGACCUCGAGUCACCUGAUCUUCCAACUUUUAGCAGCCACUCCUCAGAAGCAUCUACUGUCAAGGAGAGGAAGAAAUGGUCUCCGAAAGAGGAUGUUAUUCUCAUAAGCGCACAGAUCCAGAAUUACUACAACUCAAGUGUUCAGCAUGUUGGGUUGGACACUAGGGAGCUAGGUCAGUGCAAGCAAAGGGACCAAUCAAGCGGUGAGAAUGACAAUGAUGUGAUGAAGAAAGCACUAGACAUGUUCUUCAAUGACCGUGGUUGUAAUUUCACUCUAGAACAUGCCUGGAGAGAGCUUAGGCAUGACCAGAAAUGGUGCUCUGCGUAUAAGGCUAAGGAUAGUUCUAAAGUGAAGCGGAAGACGGUUGGUGGUGAUGUUCAAGGCGAUGAGGAGGUUACUGGUGCUAGGCCUCUGGGUAUCAAGGCUGCUAAAGCGGCUAAGAAAAAGAAGGGUGUUCAAGAGGAAUCUAAUCACACGGAGUUAAGAACAGUGUUGGAGAUGAAAGACAAACUAAACAAGCAGAAGUUGCUGGAGAAGUUGCUUGAGAAGCUUGACCCUCUUUCUGAGAUGGAAAUGUCACUAAAACUUAAAUUUAUGUCAGAAAUGUUAGGAUAA